Molecule: messenger RNA, 1997 nt
Organism: Hevea brasiliensis (rubber tree)
Lineage: Eukaryota; Viridiplantae; Streptophyta; Magnoliopsida; Malpighiales; Euphorbiaceae
Product: calmodulin-binding protein 60 B
Exons: 9
Coding region: 237-1889 (550 amino acids)
Biological process (GO): regulation of salicylic acid biosynthetic process
Cellular component (GO): nucleus
Molecular function (GO): calmodulin binding; DNA-binding transcription factor activity; sequence-specific DNA binding
Source: RefSeq, a predicted model, not a curated record
GAUUUGAAUAUAAGUUGAAUUCCAUUCAAGCAAUUUAUUCAAAUUUCUUUCAAAUUUAUCCUUAUAAAUAGAUUAUGUUUAUUCUGUCUCCACCUCAAAUGCCAUUACUUCAGCAACCCAAAACGCAGUUUCCCAGAAAUUUUGUCUGCAACUUCCAUCAACUUUCCAAUCCAAUCUCCAUCUGCUGGUGAUCACGUACUUUUCAAUCAUUACGCGUUGUACAUUUCUUGUUGAGAAUGGCGCCAAAGAGGCCUUUUCAUUGGGAUGCUGGUGAGGAUGGGACUGAUGAUGCUCCAGCUCGGGACAGUAAGCGGUUUAAUGUCAGUAGAGAUGUUCUGGGAAAGCUUUCAGUGCAGGAUAUGGUUGCUGGGAUUGAACCUUUCCUUCGAGCAGUGGUGCGAGAUGAGGCAGAACAAACUGUUCUGCGAUUCUUUCAACCCUCCUUCAGACCAUCAUUCAAUCAGACUGAGACCUCAGAAGCAAGAGAAUUCCUGUUGCAAUUCGUUAACAGACCACCGUCUACCAUCUUUACUGGUAGCAAGGUAGAAACUGAGGAUGGUGACCCCAUCAGGAUUGAAUUGUUGAAUGCCAAUAGCAAGACCCUUGUGAAUUCAGGUCCUUUGUCUUGUAUGAAGAUUGAGAUUGUUGUCCUUGAUGGUGAUUUUGGUUUGGAUAACCGGGAAGAUUGGGGUGAUAAUGAAUUCGAUGCUAAUGUUAUCCGAGAACGAGAGCGUAGAAGGCCUCUGAUAACCGGAGGAGAUAUAAAUGUUACAUUAGAAGCAGGAGUGGGUCUGAUCAGUGAUAUAGUUUUCACCGACAAUUCUAGUUGGCAAAGGAGUCGAAAAUUUCGGCUGGGAGCUAGACUUGUGCCAAGAACUUGCAGCGAAGCAAGGAUUAGGGAAGCUAGGAGUGAACCUUUCGUGGUAAAGGAUCAUCGUGGAGAGUCGUAUAAGAAACAUCACCCUCCAAGGUUGGAUGACGAGGUCUGGCGUUUGGAAAGAAUAGCAAAACAGGGUGCAUCCCACAAAAAGUUGGCAGAAUGUGGAAUUCAUACUGUGAGGGACUUUCUGCAGGCACAUGCACGAAAUCCAUCUGAACUGCGAAUGGUGCUUGGAGAUGGAAUUUCAAACAAGAUAUGGCAUAUAAUUAUAAACCAUGCAAAUAAUUGUGUUUUAGAUGAUAAGGUAUACACUUACUUUGAAGCAGGAACUUGGCUUCUUUUCAAUUCCGUGCACAAGCUCAUGGGAGCAGCAUUUGAUGGCCAGACGUAUGAGCCUCUGGAUGCACUAGCUCCUUCUGAAAAGGCCCAUGUGGAAAGUUUAAGGCAACAAGCUUAUAAGAAUGUGGAUGCAUUUAUCCCGACCGAUGCUCAAUCCAUUUUUGGCCCUACAAGGUCCUUGACAUGGCUACCACCAGAGUCAUUCAAUGGUUCAAAUCGCAAUCUGCAGCAACUUGAAUUCCCAAUUGCUCGGCAAGAUCAACCAGAAAUGCUGCUGGAUUUCAACACCAUGGACAACCAGUUAGAAGGUUCCAUAUCACAGAAUAAUACUUAUCCUCCAUACAUGCUAAGGAGAAGUUUCAAAGUGAGGGGUAUAUCUUCUCUUCCCUACCCAGGAGAAAACAGUUGGUCUACAAUUGUAUCACAACAAUGGCCAGUAGGGACAAGUAGUCAACCAACUCCUGAGGACAAUCACCUGCAGGGUCAAACAUCAAGCUGGUCAACUCCUAAUACUUUGAUUUUCAGUUCAGGUAAUGAAGGAGAACUAGGAUUAUUCUCUUCUCACCCAUGUUUUGGUGUCCUUGCAAAAUCCAAAGCAGGGUGGUGCAAGCUACGAGCUGCUAUCUUGUGGGGCUUAGUUAGGCGAGCCAUUGCUGCAAAAAGAAUGUAGGCAAAGACUCUGUAUGCAAUCCCUUAUUAGAUAACAUUUUAAUUUAUUAAUGAAUAAUUAAAUUAAUUAAAAAUAAAAGAAAAUUAAAUAAAUUAUUUUUAAUUAAAA